GCUGUUGACUGUUUUCCUUCAGGCAGGGAAGCCCGUGGCCCUUGUGUGCCGGAGGACAAACACAUGAUGGGUCUUGUGUACAUCACGUGUUCCUGCCCCUGUGCCAGGCCAUGACGCGGUGGGCGGAGGUAGGGGGCAGUUCCUAUAUGGAGAGGAGCCUUCUUGGUUUGGGGUUGGCAGCGAGUCCGAGGUCGAUGGAAGACGCAAGCCGGCAGGGCGACUGGGCAGGAAGCAGGCCCCGUGGGCACACCGCCCAUCAGGAGCCUCCUUUGAUGGUCUACCACAGAAAUCCGGAAGGAGAAAUCGCGAGAUGCAGCACGAUGCCGGCGCAGCAAAGAAACAGAGGUGUUUUACCAGCUGGCACACACUUUGCCCUUUGCCCGGGGGGUAAGUGCCCACUUAGACAAGGCAUCCAUCAUGCGCCUGACCAUCAGCUACCUGAGGAUGCACAAGAUGUUGAACUCUGGAGAAUGGAGGGACGAGGUGGAAGCAGAGGAACAGGUGGAUGCUUAUUACCUGAAGGCCUUGGACGGCUUCCUCAUGGUCCUGACCGAGGAAGGGGACAUGAUCUACCUUUCUGAGAAUGUUAACAAACACCUGGGGCUCAGUCAGCUGGAGCUCAUUGGUCACAGCGUCUUUGACUUCAUUCAUCCCUGCGAUCAGGAGGAGUUGCAAGAUGUACUAAGCCCCAGGCAAGGUUUCUCAAAGAAGAAAGAAGUGAAAACGGAGCGCAGCUUCUCUGUGCGCAUGAAGAGCACUCUGACCACCAGGGGACGGACCGUCAACCUCAAGUCUGCCACCUGGAAAGUGCUGCAUUGUGCCGGGCACAUGCGCUCAUAUGCACCUGCCAAGCCUGCUGCAGGGAAGGAGGCAGAGGGAGGCUUUGUGGAACCCCCUUUGCGUUGCCUGGUGCUGAUCUGCGAGGCCAUCCCACACCCUGCCAACAUUGAGACACCCCUGGACAGUGGCACCUUCCUCAGCCGCCAUACUAUGGACAUGAAAUUCACUUACUGUGAUGACAGGAUCGCCGAAGUGGCUGGAUACACCCCUGAAGACUUGCUUGGCUGCUCCAUGUACGAGUACAUCCACGCCCUGGAUUCGGAUUCUGUCAGCAAGAGCAUAAACACCCUGCUGAGCAAAGGGCAGGCCGUGACGGGGCAGUACCGUUUUCUGGCCAGGAACGGCGGCUACCUGUGGACCCAGACCCAAGCCACGGUCAUCUCCAGUAGCAAAAACUCCCAGCCUGAAAGCAUCGUCUGUGUGCACUUCAUUUUAAGCCAAGUGGAAGAGAAAGGGUUGGUGCUUUCCUUGGAGCAGACGGACCGCCAAGGAGAACAUCGUCGGCUGCCCCCGCCCUGCCUCGAAGGGCUGGACUCUGAUGGAGCACUCGAUGAACUGGACUCCAACGGUGGAGACACGAUUAUCAACCUCAGUUUCGAGCUGCGUGGACCGAAGAUCCUGGCUUUCCUUCGUCCUGCCAAUAUCAGCGAAGAGGAAUUGCAGCUGGACCCCAAGCGCUUCUGCAGUCCCGAUCUCCAGAAACUUCUAGGGCCCAUUUUCGACCCUCCUGGGGCCCAGAACCAAGGAGGGGGCACUUUGCGAGCAAAGCCUCUGGUGCCACUACCCAAGCCAUCUCCAAUGGCCAAGAAGGUUUCUGGAAACAGCAGUCCAGUCGAACUGCCGGAAGAACUGCUUUUCGACAUGGAGAAUGUGCAGAAGCUCUUUGCUUCCAACAAGGAGGCUGAGCCAAUGGAGACCACUCUGCAGGAUUAUGAAGGCCUAGAUCUGGAAAUGCUGGCUCCUUACAUCUCCAUGGAUGAUGACUUCCAGCUCAGCAGCACUGACCACCCGCCAUGGCUGGCCGAAAAACGUGGAGACGCAGGGGCAGGGGCCCGACUGGGCUCUCCACCUCCGCGGCCUCGAUCCCGGAGUUUUCACGGCUUAUGUUCCCGCCCGCCCGAGUCAGCCGCCCUUCCCCGCUGGGGCAGCGACACCAGCUUGAGUCAAACCCGUCCUGCCCAGGGUCCAGGAAACAGCGAGAGUGGAGCAGGACCAGUGGUGGAGAUGGUGGCAUCAGUCAAGAUUCAGUCUGUGCCAGAAGGGACCAAUCUCAAUGGCCAGGUGGCUUUUGCUGGUAGCAGGAAGAGGGCCCGCGAGCUGAGUCUGGAAGAUGAGAGGGAUGUCUUUCUGGAAGCCGGGCCUGCUAAGCGUGCCCAUGGCCAUGAACCUGAUGGCUUUCUGAUGCCCUCCCUUAGCCUGGGUUUCCUGCUGAGUGUGGAAGAGUGUUUGGAUGCCAGGUCUGAGCGAGGCUGCGGAAGCACCAUGGCGCUGGGCAAGAAGCUUCUGUCUUUGGAGGAACCGAUGGGCCUCUUAGGGGAUAUGCUGCCGUUUGUGGUGGACGGACCAGCCCUCUCCCAGCUGGCCUUGUUCGAUGGCGAGGACGAGGGCUCGGUGCGUAGCGGAGGGCACUUCCAGCUCGGGGAGGAGCUCCUCGUGGAACUGGACCAGGCCACCUGAGCUGGCGGCUGCGGUCACCACUGCCGCACCUUCAUCCCACACUCCUGCUCCGCAGACGGGACAAACGGAACCAAAUCCAACCCCCAAAUCAUCCAUGAGAGGCCGAGUAGGAGGGGGCUCUUCUUCCUCCUCCUCUUCCUCCUGGUCCACUUCCCAACUCCUUCCUUGUCUCCCCAACUCCCAACCUCUGCUGGCCUCCUCAGAACUCUUCCUACCUCAGUCCUCUCCCCCUCAACGGGCAGCCUCUCCCUUCCGGAGAUGGCGAGGGAGGAAGGCCCAGCCGAACUUAGGAGCCUGCAUUACGUAGGAACUUGAUCUCCCAUCACCCCACUCCCUCAAUUUGGUGCUUACAUACCCUUCUCCGGGUUCCUGAGAUGAGUAGCAGAAGGGGGUGGGUUGGGUUCUUUUAAGCACUCAGUCCGGCAUCAGUGGCAAGAGUCAGUUCUCUUACAAAACUCCCCGUGUUAAAGGGGGCACCACGGUGUGGUCUAUUAAAGACCUCCCUCCUAGGGUUGGCCCUAGACACAGAGGUACACUGUAGUCCUUUAAAACUAGAGAUGCAAAACCCAUUGCACUAUAUACCCUUCCUGAUACCCUUGGCAUUUGCCGCCAACCCAGAGGGUUCUCCUCCCCAAGUUCCCAAUUUCUUGCAUAAAUUCGUCCAUUCCUGAAGUAAUUGGGACCACUCAAUCUUGGGAGAUUUCUUUAAAAAGAAAUGGGGAGGGCUUGGGACUGGCUUCAUAUAAGCCUGGGUUAAUGCCUGCUUCAGCUUCUUGGGAAACAUCUAGCCCUGGUUUCCCAAAAUCUUCAGGUGCCUCUUUGGCACCCUCUUAAUGUACCUCACUGAUGCCCUUACCCUUAUGGACAUGCAAUGGGUAUCGUCAGCAGUUCAGGUGAGCUGAGAGAUACAGUUUAGGCCAGGGUAGACUGCUCUUGCAGCCCCUGCUUUGUAGUAUAAAUCUAUCCCCCCCCCUUGAAAUGGCCAGAAAUUAUUUCCCCCAGAGAGAGAGAAAGGAAAUCAUGAUGCUCUAGUAUUUUGGCCAAAUUUAAGGUCUCUUUAAGGUGACAUUUACAAAAGAGAUCUAAAUCAUGAGAGCCAUGGCCACAGUUUUAAACAUAGAAAAACUGAAUGUAUUCUAGAGUUAAAGGGAGCUAAAUCACUUUUUAAAAAUGUAUUUAAAAAACAACAUUCCUCUCUCAUUUGGACACAUUUACACUUCUUCCGAGGUCCCCUCCGGUCCUCGGUUCUUGUUUGCUUUUUGGGAUAUCAAUUUUUAAAUUGAAUUUUCUUCAGUGCCCCAAAAUUGUACGAUUUGGGCUUCAGAAGGAAAACGUAAGUUUGAAUCCUAUUUGAACCAAACAACGAGGGUUUUUAAAAAACCUUGUAAACAAAGGACAGUGGUUUUACAAUCCCAGUCCAGAAGACAAUGUUGAGGAGCCUGGUUCUUAUUUACAAUCUGAAACUUUUAAUGACAAUCUUAAAAGGCAAGUUUCCUGAAUUUAACAGGGAAAACCUGAACUUCCAGUACUAAGAGCACUGGUUGCUAAACAAACCUCUAGGUUUAAUGGUGAAUUUAAAUUGCCAUCAAUCUGAGAAUAGGUUGUUAGGAAGUCAGCAUUUCAAUCCAGUUUUGUUUGUGGGAGAAUGAAAUUUGGAAAAGGAAAACUCCCCUCUUUUUGAUUUUGUUUUACUCUGAUCCCAAAUUUCCUACUUGGAAGUAAGUUCCAUCAAAGCCAGUGGGACUAACUUCAGAGUAACUGUAUAUUAUAGGAUUGAGGUUUCCGCCUAGCACCCUCACUUUUUUUAUUGCCUGAUCUUAUGCAUGUUUACUCAGAAGUACAUCUCAUGGUGUUCAAUGGGAUUACUUUACUUCCAGGUCAGCAUGCCUAGGAGUACAACCUCAGUUGCACCACAUGGUGAUAUCAGCAUGGAAAGGUAACUCAUUCUUAGCCACUGUGAAGAAAUGUUUCAUAACUUGAGUCCCAGAAGCCCAUCGCUGGAAGCGACAGAAACACUCGCAACCAAAUUUUGCGCUUAUGAACAAGGUACCUUUCCAUUCUGCCCAAAGAGGAAGAGUUCUGUGUAACUCAAAACCUUGCAUACACCUGCACUAGCAAAAGUCGUUGAAAGAUUGAAUGGCCUUACCUCUUUUAUGUCUUUUGAUAUAAAAGGACCAUCGUAGUAGUAGUCGAUGCUCAUCGUAGGGUUACCACUAAUUCUAUGAGGGAAAGGCUCCUCUGCCUGCCCUUGUUACCUGGAAAGUGUUGCUUCUCCCCAUAAUGCUAUCAAGCCUGGGUGAAACAACAUUGACCAUGUACACAACUAUUAAAACCAUAGGCAACUUCCCCUGCAUGGAUGCAGGUAACCCUAGUUAUAAGCCCAUUUUUGGGGGGGGGGGAUUCCCCAAUAGUCUCGGUGGAGGGUUUUGCGUGUUAAAGAUUGGAUUUUCCACCCAUUCCCACACCAGGCUUAAGUCAUUACGAUUCACUGCUUCCCUUCCCUUCCAUCCCUUACUGUCCAAAGCUCUUGGAUAAGAAAACAGAGUGUAGGAGACAGUGUAAGCUAAGCCAGUGUUUCUCACCCUUCCCUUGGGGGUGUGUGUGUGUAUGUGAAAAAGGAUUGCCAGCCCAGCCAUCGGUGGCUGAGCAAUCCCAAUUUUCCUUGCUAACUCCGGAGGGGGGGUUCUGUUUCCCAGCUGAGUAGGAAGCAACAGGGAAAUGAAGGGGAAAAAAUAGCUCAUCCUAUGCUUUCUACUCUCUGGAAUGCUCCUUCUUCCUCCAAGUAACAGGAGGCAACUCAUUGGGGCACCUAUUCUGCAGUCAUAGUGACCCUGUAGACCAGGGGUUCCCAAACUCUGGUCCUCCAGGUGUUUUGGACCUCAACUCCCAGAGGUUUCAAUCACCUUAGCCAAUGGUCAAGGAUUUUGGUAGCUGAAGUCCAAAACAUCUGGAGUAACAGUUUGGGAACCAAUGCCUUAGAUGAAAGGGCAUUCUGGGGUGAAUUUUACAGGUAGGUCUUUGAAUCCAGGGGCCCAUUCGUGCUACACCAUUGUAGCACUAUGAUUCCACUUUUAACUGCCAUGCUAAGAUCCUGUGGGGACCUAGGCUUUGCAGUUUGGGGAAGCACUAGCACUCUCUGGUUGAGACGUCUAAAUGCCUUUUCCUAAACUGGAAAUCCUAGGAGUCUAUAGGAUGCGACCAUGAUGGUUAAACCAUUGUAACCAUCAUGGUUGCAUCCUAUGGGCUCCUGGGAAUCAUAGUGCUACAACUGCAUCAUGUGAAAGGUCCCCUCCGUCCCUCCCUCUACCCCGAAGGUGUUUGGGAGGUUAAGAGUAUUCGAAAGGCUUGAUUCAACACCAAACUUGAUUAGGAUUUGGCCCCUGCUUCCAACCCAUCUGGGGCUGUCCAUCUUCUUAAAUGAAAACUACCAACAGGACUUGGCCAGGAUCACGGUCCCUAGCAAGGCAAAGGGUGGUGGGGAGAGAAUUCAUCCCACUCUUCCUUCUUUUUCUUACUAGCCAAGCUGAGAAUUGCAGUCAAAGAGGGACAGGCGCUGCCCUUAACACCACUUUUGCCUCCGUCGCCAUUCACCUGUGCCUUUCACGUUGACAACGUCACCAGCACCAAAAAAAAGAGAAGUUGCAUUUUUUAAAAAAAGACCAAACCCAACCCCUUCCGAUCUCUUCCGGGUUGGAGGAGCAGCGCAAUUGUCAGUGGCACUGGAGAAUGGGGAGAAACAGGCUGCAGUUUUCUUCCUGGAUCCCCAAAAUAAGGUGACUCCUCCUGUUUUCCACCAGCGUGGAAGACGAAGGGGGGAAAUUAUGCACCCUUUUACAACUACCUCCCUGUUCCUAACAUGCUUCCUCUCCCUCAUUUUGCCCUGCCUUGUCCUAACUUCCAAGCCGCUUGGUUUGAAAAGCAAGGAGGCUGGGGGAUAGGGCGGUGCGGUGGGGAUUUGGGGGGUCAGAGGGAAGGAGGACCCCUUUGUGAACCAUUGAGAUCUCAAAUACAAGACUGUUGAAUUUUCACGGUGAGCGAAACACAACACACACACACAGUGCAUAUACACACACACACACUAAUGCACCAAUGCACACACAAAAAGCACGCGCAAUCACACGAGGUUGGGCCACCCUUGGCCCGAGGCAGCUCUCUUGUUUUCAAAAGCCGCACUUGACAACACGCACAGAACAAUAGAAUCUCCAAGCCAGGUGAAGAACACGGGAUGUUGCGUCUCUUUCUCUCUUUCGCUUUCUCUUUUAUUUUAAUUUUUGUUGUUGAAUGAUUUCUUCUAAUUGUUCGUUUUGAUUCCCAGCCUUGGAGAAGAGGGGCAGUCGUCUUGCCCCCUCCCCGCCAUUCCCCGCCAACCCACUGUUGGAUUUCUUUUUUGAUUUUCUACCUGGUUUCGUUUUGUUUCUUUUUCAGAGACUGUGGUGAAAUGAUCAUGGCACCCUUUUCUUACUGUCGAUGUUGCUAUUUGUUGUUAUCGUAGGGUUGUAGCUUCUUCAUUUCUCGUCUGCCCCCCUCCAUCCCCAAAAGCCUGACGCUGUGGCCGUUGCCACCCUCCUCCUUUGGAUUUUAACCGGUCCUGCUACUCUUGUUUUUUUACAAAACGGGGGGUUUGUGUCUCUCUUUCUCUCUGCCCUACCCCACACUUUAGUGCUUGUUCUACCCCGGGUUAAAACUUGUUCUGUGGCAGCCAUUUUGCGGCAGCUGCUAAUUCUGCCAUGCCCACUUUUGAGGUGACGUGUCAUGCGCAUUGAGCAUGAGGUGCUAAAAGACACUCGAAACGUGGUGCUUUGUCCCUAGUGGUGGUUUUUUAAGGCCACGGUGUGGCCAUGGUGCUCUUGCCCACCCGCAGCCUUCAGUACACCUGCGAUGGUUGCUAGCUUACCUAAGAGACUGUGACGGUCAACCCUCCCACCUUUUCUAAUUCAGCCUUCUUGUUUGGUGGCUGGUAGCCCAAAAAACAGGUGCCAUGGAUUAUAAUCUCACAUACGCCCAGGGCAACUGUCCAGCCACCCAGAGGCUAUGGUGCUAGUCCUCACGGAGGGUUGUACCCACCUUCUUCCUGCCAGCGCUGCUUUCAAAUCUGCAAGAAAGGCGGAAUUUGGGACAGGUUACCAGGGACAGACCUGGGAAAAGCUUCAGUCUUGCUUCAAGGUGGGAUUAAUUAGCAAGCGAAGUCACAGGUCGGGUUGCCAGAAUGAAAACUCUACACAGCUCCUGUGCCUUUAAUUACUUUGUUGAAGAGGGAUUUUUUAAAUAAAUAAAUAAAACUUUCAUUGAAAUAAAAUUCUAAUAUGUUUCUGAAAUCACAAAUAAGUUGUACCAUCUUCCUGCAUGACUUCCAAAUUGUUCACUCUUCUGCAUAUAUAAUAAAUCCACUUGUGUUAAGUUAUCCUCAGAGUCACAGCUCCUACCAUUUCCUUUAACAUUUGAUUUAAUAGAUAUACCAUUCUAACUAGGAUUAAUGUUAACUUCUUGGCUCUCCUUCGUAUAGUGCAAAAUUAAACAAUAUAAAACGAUGUAGAAUUAAUCUAGAAUGUAAUGUAGAAGAGGGAAUUUCAACAGGUACCGCUUAUUAUGUGGUUGUGUGGCAAGCAACACCUCUGGAAAUUCCCUAAAAGUGAUUAAAGGGACAGAGGAGCCUUCUCCAGUUUUAACUCUGGCAACCUUAGUCACAAUUGCCCCUUUGGGGGUCUAGAACUGGCAAAUCUUGCUUAGAACUUGUUCUUGAAUUUGCUGCACAGAACUUGGCAAAAUGAGUUUUUGGGACUAUGACUCCCAGGAUCUCUCAGCCAGCAGUCCCCAAAAGCAACUUUUCCCAAGCUCUGCCCUGUUAAAAUAGGCAACUGGUACCCUAUGGCAGCUACCCCUAUGAAGGGGCAGAGAAAAUGGCAACCUCAUGUUCAAGGGAACACACAUCGCCCUGUCUCUAGCGGCAAUUGCUAAGCUGCUAGGGCGGCCCCGGUGCUCCAUUCCCGCAUUUAGCGGUGGGGAUGGCUGGGCCGAACAGAGGAUGUGGACCUCCUUCCUUCCCUCCCUCCGGGGCCAGUGGUCCUUGGCAACUAGGCUUCAUGGAUGCUGGUGCAUGGUGCCAUCUUGUUCAAGCAUCUUGAAGGGGAACAGGUUGCACAAGCCACAGUGCAAAACCUUCACCUUUUGGAGAGACACAACCCCCCUUUUCCGGCCAAGCUUACACACGCACAUUGCCCCCUCGCUCCGAAUAUUUGUCAAGCCAGCCAGCGCUAAAGAGUGAGAUCGGUGGCUUUCAAAAUGCCUUCUGGGUCCCAUAUAGUGGGAUCAGUCGUGGUACGCGAGUGGUUGUGAAAGGUAAUAGAUGCUCGCCACUACUGAUAAAAACACGCGCACAAAAUUGUGGGAGUUUCCUACAGCAUUAGUUCCCUGCAUUUGGCUUUCUAUAUAUUUUGGACUUCGUGCCUAUUGGCCAUGCUGGCUUGGGAUUCUGGGUGCGGGAGUCCAAAACAUCUGGAGAAUCAAAGGUCAAGAACAACUUUUCUGUAGCAAAUUUGGCUCACUUUUGAUCUCAGUUUGGCCAAAGCCCUUUCACACUUCACAAUUGUGGUACUAUGCACUUUUAACUGCUAUGGAAACCUGGGGUUUGCGGUUUAGGGAGAGGUACUUAGAAUUCCCAGCCGGAGAGCGCUAACGCCUCACCAAACUACAAACCGCAGGCGAUUCAAGCAAAAUCAUUGUGCUGUAAUUGUGUAGCGUGAUAGCAUGCCUGGCUAUGCCUCUAGGACCAUGGGAUACGAAGUUCUUUGUAACGUGGGAAUUCACAGAAGGCAGGAUUUUUGAAAACUGUUGAUCUUGGGUAGGGCAAAACCUUAGCCUUACAGGCUUGAAAAUGGAGGCCUAUUGCAUCCUUAAGUGCCUCAAGCUGAUUUCCAAGAUAAGAAUGCCAGAAACUUUACGCUUAACCUAUGACUUGUGGGUCUUCAGGAAACCUAUCUGCCAUACUCCGUUUCCUGCUGUUUGUCAAAGGAUCUACAACAGUGCCUUGGGUCAAAUUAUAUAUGGGGGGAUCUUGAGUCUUGUUGAACAUUGCAGUCUGUGGAAGAGGGUAGGCAAUCCUUCAGAGGCCAAUAGAUUUCAAAUUCCAAGGUUCCUCAACAUUAGCUAAGGCUGAUAGGAGCUAUAGUCCAACAAUCUCUGAAUGGCCACACAUGACCCUACCUUGGUCUAGAAUGGGGAUGCUCAACCGUUGAUCCUCCUGCUCUUUUGUACUUCAUCUCCCAGAAGUCUCUUCCAACAUGGCCAGUGAGGAUGGAGUCUGUGAGCUGAAGUCCAUAAUGUCUGGAGGACCAAUGGAUCAGAACCAUUGCUCUAAGAACGAACCACAAAGAGCUUGUGACCCUCACUGGGGAUCCUUUCAUACUACACAAGUGUAGUGCUGUAAUCCACUUUAACUGCCAUGGAGGCAUUUGGGAUUCUCAGCCAAAGAGCUCUAGAGCCACAGGUCCAAAACACACUGCAGAAUAAUCCAGUUUGAGGCUGCUUUAACUGCCUUGGCUCAAUGCUAGGGGAUUCUGGGAACAGUUAAAGCGGUCUCAAACUGGAUUAUUUCUGUUUUCAUGGGAUGUUGCCCAGGCAGUUAAAAGCGGAGGCAUGUGUUGAGUGGGUCACAAAAUCAGCGCAUAGUUUGCCAACCGAAGGGCUUGCUGGCUAUGACAAAGGGGGCCGGGACGGGCUUUUUCAAAGGGGAGCCGGUCGCAGGAGGCUGCAGCGUCUCUUUCAAGGCUUUGGGCAUCCGUUUAUAGUAUAUCAUUUUUAUAUAUCUUGUUGCCUCUGCCCUUGUGUAUGGUUAGUAUUUCUUUUCUUUGGCCCCCGCUGCCUAUGUAUCUUAUCGCUGUUGUGAAGCAUUAAAUACGUCUGGUAACAUCA
This is a messenger RNA of Sceloporus undulatus (fence lizard), 10425 nucleotides long. RefSeq names its product hypoxia inducible factor 3 subunit alpha (gene HIF3A). Bases 418 to 2517 code for a protein of 699 amino acids. Gene Ontology annotation, biological process: regulation of transcription by RNA polymerase II; cellular response to hypoxia. Gene Ontology annotation, molecular function: DNA-binding transcription factor activity, RNA polymerase II-specific; RNA polymerase II transcription regulatory region sequence-specific DNA binding; protein dimerization activity. NCBI's taxonomy places the organism in Eukaryota, Metazoa, Chordata, Lepidosauria, Squamata, Phrynosomatidae. The record is from RefSeq and is a predicted model, not a curated record. The transcript is spliced from 15 exons.